This is a messenger RNA of Eptesicus fuscus (big brown bat), 4870 nucleotides long. RefSeq names its product sterile alpha motif domain containing 9 (gene SAMD9). The record is from RefSeq and is a predicted model, not a curated record. Gene Ontology annotation, molecular function: protein binding. Gene Ontology annotation, cellular component: cytoplasm. NCBI's taxonomy places the organism in Eukaryota, Metazoa, Chordata, Mammalia, Chiroptera, Vespertilionidae. The transcript has 2 exons. Bases 68 to 4810 code for a protein of 1580 amino acids.
AAUCGACUACAUCACAUUGGGAAGUGGGACCCCUUCCAUUUCUUCUUCAGUCAGUUUUGAUAUCAGAAUGGCAGCACAACUAAACCUGCCAGAAAAUACAGAUGACUGGACAAAAGAUGAUGUAAAUCGGUGGUUAGUUAGUCAUAAAAUUGACCAAAAAUACAGGCAAAUCUUGACCACACAAGAUGUGAAUGGAGCAGUCCUGAAGUUUCUAACUAAAAGUCAUCUCAUUGAUAUGGGCAUAACACAUGGACCAGCUAUCCAAAUAGAACAACUAUUCAAAAAAUUGCAGAUAGCAUCCUCUGAUGAUCCUAUUCAGACAUGUCAGAAGAAAAAAGGCAGUAAAAAGGCGCCUAAACCACAAACUUUGAUGCAAGAGGAAAAUGAGGAAACUUCAAAGCAAAAACAAAAGGGUAAAGAGAAAUCAGAUAUGGCUAAUGCCUCUACAAAGACUACAGUUUCUAAGUCACUAAAAAGUGAGUUCGUAGAAGAUGAAAUAGAUGACACAAAGGAAAAGCAGCCAUCCAUAGAACUGACAUGUGUAUCAUAUCCUUUUGAUGAAUUCAGUGACCCGUAUCGUUACAAAAUGGAUUUUUGUCUACAGCCUGAAACAGGACCACUCAAUCUCAUUGAUCCAAUACAUGAAUUCAAAGAGCUCACGAAUACGACAAAAGCCACAGAGGAGGAUGUUAAAAUGAAAUUUAGCAAUGAAGUUUUCAAAUUUGCUUCAGCUUGUAUGAAUUCACGGACCAAUGGCACCAUUCAUUUUGGAGUAAAAGACAAGCCCCACGGAAAAAUUGUUGGUGUGAAUGUCAACAACGUCACCAAAGAAGCCCUCAUUGACCACUUCAAUCGGAUGAUCCACCAAUAUUUUGAAGACCAUCAGGUCCAAAAAGCAAAGAAGUGCAUUCGAGAGCCAAGGUUUGUAGAAGUUUUACUGCCAAACAGUACUCCAUCUGACAGGUUUGUUAUUGAAGUAGAUGUCAUUCCAAAAUACUCUGAAUGUGAACAUGAUUAUUUCCAGAUUAAAAUGCAAAACUGCAACAACCAAGUAUGGGAACAAAGAAAACAUUUCUCAGUGUUUGUGCGAGAUGGGGCCAGCUCUAAAGACAUCAUGAAAAAAAAGGUAGAUUUCGAAAUGUUUAAAUUAGGCUUAAAAGCAUUGGCAGAACAUAGGAAAGAAGCAGAAGAAAAAUGCAGAAUAAAAACAAAUAAUAAAAACAGUGAGGGUCCAAAGCUUAUUGAAUUGUUGACAGGAAAUAAGGAUUUGUUAGAUAAUUCAUACUAUGAAUGGUACAUUCUUGUAACAAACAAAUGCCAUCCUAAUCAAAUAAAACACUUAGAUUUUCUGAAGGAAAUAAAAUGGUUUGCUAUAUUGGAUUUUGAUCCUGAAUCUGUGAGCAAGGGGGUAGUCAAUGCUUACAAAGAAAGCCGAAUAGUAAACCUUCACUUGCCAAGUCUAUAUGUAGAGGGGAAAACCACACCAAACGAGAAGAUUUCUAGUCUGAAUCUUUAUCAGCAACCCAGCUGGAUUUUCUGCAAUGGUAGGUUAGACCUUGACAGUGAAAAAUACAAACCCUUAGAUCCAAGCUCCUGGCAAAAAGAAAAAGCAUCUGAAGUCAGGAAAUUAAUAUCAUUUCUUACACAUGAAGACGUAAUGCCAAGAGGGAAGUUUUUGGUGGUAUUUCUUUUACUCUCCUCUGUGGAUGACCCAAGAGACCCCCUCAUUGAGACCUUCUGUGCUUUCUACCAAGAUCUCAAAGGAAUAGAAAAUAUAUUGUGUAUUUGUGUACACUCACACAUAUGUCAGAGAUGGAAAGAUCUACUUGAAGCAAGGUUAACAAAACAAGAUGAAUUAUCAAGCCAAUGUAUUUCUUCUUUAAGUCUUGAAGAGAUCAAUGGUACUAUUCUUAAACUAAAAUCUGUGACUAAAUCUUCACAGAGAUUUUUGCCAUCUAUUGGUUCAUCAACUGUCCUUCUAGAAAUGGAAGAAGGUAUCAUGACUGCUCUGGAAAUUCUCUGUGAAAAUGAAUGUGAAGGUACACUCUUAGAAAACGAUGAAAAAAAAUUCCUUGAAUACAAGGCUUUAAAAGAGGAAGACUUCUAUAGAGGUGGUAAAGUAUCAUGGUGGAACUUCUAUUUUUCUUCUGAAAACUAUUCUUCACCUUUUGUCAAAAGGGAUAAAUAUGAAAAACUUGAAAGAAUGAUUCACAGCUGUGCAGAUUCUUCAAAGUCAACAUGUUCCAAAAUUAUUCAUCUGUAUCAUCAUCCAGGCUGUGGUGGGACUACCUUGGCUAUGCAUGUUCUCUGGGAAUUAAGGAAGAAAUUCAGAUGUGCUGUGCUGAAGAACAAGACAGUGGAUUUUUCUGAAAUUGGAAAACAAGUGACUAAUUUAAUCACCUAUGGGACAGCAAACCAUCAGGAAUACUUACCUGUACUGCUUCUCGUUGAUGAUUUUGAAGAACAAGGUGAUAUCUAUCUUCUGCAGGCCUCUAUUCAAACAGCUAUAGCUAAUAAGUACAUCCGAUACGAGAAACCUCUAGUGAUCAUCCUAAAUUGCGUAAGAUCACAGAAUCCUGAAAAAUGUGCGAAGAUGUCAGACAGUAUCGCCCUAAUACAACAACUAUCUCCCAAAGAACAGAGAGCAUUUGAGCUUAAAUUGAAAGAAAUUGAAGAGCAACAUAAAAACUUUAAAGAUUUUUAUUCCUUCAUGAUCAUGAAAACCAAUUUUAAUAAAGAGUACAUAGAAAAUGUUGUCAGGAAUAUCCUGAAAGGACAAAAUAUUUCCACCAAGGAAGCAAAGCUCUUUUCUUUUCUGGCUCUUCUUAAUUCAUAUGUGCCUGAUACCACCAUUUCACUUUCACAGUGUGAAAAGUUUUUAGGAAUCACAUCCAAGAAGGCUUACUGGGGGACAGAAAAACUUGAAGAUAAGAUGGGCACCUACUCUACAAUUCUGAUAAAAACAGAGGUCAUAGAAUGUGGGAAAUACUGUGGAGUGCGCAUUAUACACCCUUUGAUUGCUAUCCGCUCACUGGAAGAAUUGAAGAUAAGCUAUGAUUUGGAUAAAAGUCAAAUUAUGUGGGAUAUGCUAACAGAAAAUGUGUUCUAUGAUACUGGUAUAGGAAGAAGCAAAUUUUUCCAGGAUAUGCAAACACUGCUGCUCACAAGACAGCGAAUUGAACAUGAAGGUGAAACAGGGACUUGGUUUUCCCCAUUCAUUGAAGCAUUACAUGAAGAUGAAGGGAACAAAGCAGUUGAAAAAGUAUUACUGGAAGGUAUUCUUCGGUUUAACCCAAAUGCAUUCAUUUGCCAAGCCUUGGCAAGACAUUUCUACAUUAAAGAGAGGGACUUUACCAGUGCCCUUCAUUGGGCAAAUCAAGCAAAAAACAUAGAACCUAACAAUUCUUAUAUCUCAGAUACACUGGGUCAAGUCUACAAAAGUAAAAUAAGAUGGUGGAUAGAGAAUAAUGAAAGAAACAGAAACAUUUCAGUUGCUGAUCUAACUGAACUUUUGGAUUUAGCAGUUCAUGCCUCAGAAGCAUUCAAGGAAUCUCAACAGCAAAGUGAAUAUAAAGAGGAUGAGGCAACGGAAAGGUUUAAUCAGAAGUCAAAGAGGCGGUAUGAUACUUACAAUAUUGCUGGUUAUCAAGGGGAGAUAGAAGUUGGGCUCUAUGCAAUCCAGAUUCUCCAGCUCAUUCCUUUUUUUGACAAUAAAAAUGAACUAUCUAAAAGAGACAUGAUCAAUUUUAUAUCAGGAAAUAGUGAUAUUCCUGGGGAUCCAAACAAUGAAUUUAAAUUAGCCCUCAAGAAUUUUAUUCCCUAUCUAACUAAAUUGCGAUCUUCUUUGAAAAAGUCCUUUGAUUUUUUUGAUGAUUAUUUUGUCCUUCUAAAACCAAGGAACAACAUUAAGCAAAAUGAACAGUCCAAAACUCGGAGAAAGGUGGCUGGAUAUUUUAAGAAAUAUGCAGAUAUAUUUGGUCCCUCCGAGGAAUUACAAAACAAAGAUCUCGGAUCACAGCUUAGUUUUCCACUUCGAGUAGAGCUGUAUCGGAGAAGCCUAGAAGUUUUAAAAGCAGACAAGUUUUCUGGGCUCUUGGAAUACCUUACCAAAAAUCAAGAAACCAUGGAAGAUAUAGUGAAAAAAUACACUUUUCUCUUUGAACAAUCCACUGUCAGAAUCCAGCAAAAGGAAAAACAGAAUUUCAUCUUGGCCAAUAUCAUUCUCUAUUGCAUUAAACCUACCUCCAAAAUUGUGAUGCCAACUAAAAAAUUGAAAGAUCAGCUUCGAGAAAUCUUGCAACAAAUAGGACCGUCUCAUCAAUUAUCAGAACCUUAUUUCUUAGCUUCCCUCUUAUUCUGGCCAGAAAACCAAAAACUAGAUCAAGAUUCUAAACAAAUGGAAAAACAUGCUCGGUCACUACAAAAUUCUUUCAGGGGACAGUAUAAACAUAUGUAUCGUACGAAGCAACCAAUUGCAUAUUUCUUUCUUGGGAAAGGUAACAAUAUGAACAGACUUGUCCACAAAGGGAAAAUUGAUCAAUGCUUUGGAAAAACACUUGAUAUUAAUAUCUGGUGGCAGAGUGGAGAAGUAUGGAAGGAGAAAAAAGUCCAAGAACUUUUGCUUCGUUUAAAGGGACGAGCUGAAAAUAACUGUUUAUACAUAGAAUAUGGAAUCAAUGAACGAAUCACAAUACCCAUCACACCUGCUUUCUGGGGUCAACUAAGAAGUGGUAGAAGCAUAGAAAAAGUGUCCUUUUACCUGGGAUUUUCCAUUGGAGGCCCACUUGCUUAUGAUAUUGAGAUUAUUUAAGAGCCUGAUCUUCUCCCUGCAGGAAUGUGAUCUCAGUACAAUCUUUUUUUUUUUUUUUAC